Drosophila hydei is the source of this 2793-nucleotide messenger RNA. RefSeq names its product long-chain fatty acid transport protein 1 (gene Fatp2). The transcript is spliced from 5 exons. Gene Ontology annotation, molecular function: long-chain fatty acid-CoA ligase activity; long-chain fatty acid transmembrane transporter activity. Gene Ontology annotation, cellular component: endoplasmic reticulum. Gene Ontology annotation, biological process: triglyceride homeostasis. The coding region runs from base 681 to 2774 and encodes 697 amino acids. The record is from RefSeq and is a predicted model, not a curated record. NCBI's taxonomy places the organism in Eukaryota, Metazoa, Arthropoda, Insecta, Diptera, Drosophilidae.
GAAAAAGCUUUACGUUAAAGGAGCUCUGAUAUACCAUACCAUGCCAUGCCAUGCCAUGCCAUAGCCAUGAUUGUCACCUCAGUACCUCUUCUUCCGCCUGGACCAAAAGGUCUUUUCUAGGCGAAAAACAUAAAAAAGCAAUUAAAAGUACAUUUAAAACGCUUUAGUUCGCAUAUAAGUUGAGUUACGCUUUGCCGUAACCAUUAAUUAGGCGUCAAAAUUGCAUCCGCUUAAGCAGAGUUAAAAGACUUUUUCAACAAUUAAAGCCACGCAUGGAGCUCAUGGCAACAGAAACUGACAAUAGCCAAACCCAAAAUAAAUAAAUAAGACCCACCUUGAGCAGCACAGAAAUAAAACGGCCCCAAUUGCAGCCUCCAGUUCCAGGUAACACCACGAACCAUAACUGAACCACAAAAAAGGCAGGUUUCCAUUGUGUCAGUUCGCCUACAAUUGGACUUCACAUCUCACUCACGUCUGAUUAUCUGCAAUUUCAUUUCGAAAGUAACAACUAAGCCAAAGCAAGAUAAAAACAAAAAGAAAAGUAACUACCACUUAGCACUAACAAUAGUAACAACCAAAAGCUACCUCAUUACCCGCAGCAGCCGAGCAUCCGAGCAGCCGACGUUAAUCAACACUGUUAUCGACUUAUCGUCAUUGUCUGUCCCACAUCGGAGAGCGAAAUGAAUGAUGCUGUUGCCCCUGGCCAAGGUACGACAGCCUUGAACUCCAUGCAGACAGCACCUAAGGAAGUGCAGAUCAGCAUGGGGAACGAGAAAGCUAAUGUCAAUGAGAAAAGCAGCCGUCGCGCCUGGCUUUUGCUGGGUCUCUUGGUUCCACUUCUAUCCGCGAUUACGGCUGUGGUUUGGUAUUACGAGGGGACCUGGUACGGACUGGCUGCCCUCUAUAGCAGCUUGGUUGUGGUGCUGUUGGUGAAGCCAGGCUGGCGCUGGUUUUACAUAGCGGCAGUGACUGGACCACGCGAUACCAUCGCUCUCAUUGCGUAUAUACGCGUUUUGCUGUUUAUCAAGCGGCUGGAGCGGAAGAACCUCAAUGUGGGCGACGUCUUCGAGGCGAAUGUGGCUAAGCAGCCGGACAAGCUGGCCAUUGUCAGCGAGUCGCAGAAGUGGACAUUCCGACAGCUAAACGAGCAGGCGAAUCGCGUGGCCAAUGUAUUCCACAGUCAUGGCUAUAAGAAGGGCGAUGUAGUCGGCCUGCUGCUGGAGAAUCGCCCCGAAUUCGUGGCCACUUGGCUGGGCCUCUCCAAGAUUGGCGUUAUCACGCCCCUAAUUAAUACGAAUCUGCGCGGCGCUUCGCUGCAGCACAGCAUCAAAGUAGGCAACUGCACGGCGCUCAUCUAUGGCAUUAGCUACCGAUUGGCGGUCAUGGAUAUUGCCAAGGAUCUACCCGCCCACGUGGCGCUCUAUCAGUUCAACGAUGAGCCCAAUGUGUCUGAAGGCGCGGAAGGUCUUACCCAGGGCUUGGCGCAGCAGCUGAACGCCCUGUUGGAGACGGUGCCAAAGGAUAAGGUAGCCGCCGGUGCAAGUCGAACCGAUCAUCAGGAUAAGCUGGUGUAUAUCUACACAUCGGGUACUACCGGACUACCAAAGGCAGCUGUCAUUACGCAUUCGCGUUAUUUCUUUAUAGCCGCUGGCAUACACUACACCUUGGGCUUCCGGGACACGGAUGUGUUCUAUACCCCGCUGCCGCUUUACCACACAGCUGGUGGCAUUAUGAGCAUGGGUCAAGCGCUGCUCUUUGGGUCCACCGUGGUCAUACGCAAGAAAUUCAGUGCCUCGGGCUACUUUGCCGACUGCGCCCGCUUCAAGUGCACGGUUGGCCAGUAUAUUGGCGAGAUGGCCCGCUAUGUGCUAGCUACGCCGGAGGCUCCACAUGAUCGUCAGCAUCAGGUGCGCAUGGUCUUUGGCAACGGACUGCGUCCACAGAUAUGGAAGCAGUUUGUCGACCGCUUCAACAUAGCCAAAGUGGGCGAGUUCUAUGGCGCCACCGAGGGCAAUGCGAACAUCAUGAACAACGACAGCACAAUGGGUGCCAUUGGCUUCAUUUCUCGCAUAUUGCCACAGAUCUACCCCAUCUCCAUAAUCCGCGCUGAUCCGCACACUGGCGAGCCCAUCCGCAACGAGAAGGGUCUCUGUCAGCUAUGUGCUCCGCACGAGCCGGGCGUCUUCAUAGGCAAAAUUGUUAAGGGCAAUCCCACCCGCGAGUUUCUGGGCUAUGUGGAUACCAAGGCCUCCUCCAAGAAGGUCGUCUAUGAUGUAUUCUGCAAAGGCGACAAGGCGUUCAUAUCUGGCGAUCUGCUGGUGGCCGAUGAACGUGGCUAUUUGUACUUCAAGGAUCGCACGGGUGACACGUUUCGCUGGAAGGGUGAGAAUGUCUCCACCAGCGAGGUGGAGGCACAGCUCAGCAAUCUGGUUAACUACAAGGACACCAUUGUCUACGGAGUGUGCAUACCCCAGACAGAGGGACGCGCCGGCAUGGCAGCCAUCUAUGAUCCCAUCCGGGAGGUGGAUGUUUCCAGGCUGGGCACAAUCCUCGCCAGCGACAUGCCCAGCUAUGCGCGCCCACAAUUUCUGCGCUUCUUGCGGCGCGUCGAUCUAACAGGCACGUUCAAGCUGCGCAAAGUGGAGCUGCAGCAGCAAGGCUAUAAUCCAGCCAUAAUCGAAGACGAGCUCUACUACGCACAGCCCGAUGGCAGCUAUGCUCCACUAACGCAGUCCAUUUUCGAGCAAAUCCAACGCAACGAGCUGCGCUUUUAAAGCAACGGCAGCAACAGCU